Molecule: messenger RNA, 841 nt
Organism: Lycium barbarum (goji berry)
Lineage: Eukaryota; Viridiplantae; Streptophyta; Magnoliopsida; Solanales; Solanaceae
Product: membrane protein PM19L-like
Exons: 4
Coding region: 107-592 (161 amino acids)
Source: RefSeq, a predicted model, not a curated record
UACACUACUAUUUCCAGGAAAAAACCAGACAACCAUAAAUACUAUACAAUGCAAGCAAUAUUGGUGGAACUCUUAGAGUAUCAGCUGAAGUUAAGUUAAUCAAUUAAUGGCGGUGGGAAGAGGUGGCAGAAGCCUUAUGGGACCAUUCUUGGUCAUAAACUUAGUUGUUUAUUUAAUAGUACUAGGACUUGCUGGUUGGUCACUUGACAAAUACAUUGAUGGAGAACAAAAUCACCCCCAUUUAGGUGGGAAUACAUCAACAAGUUUUAUGUUGAUGUUUGCAUUGAUUGGGGGAGUGAUGGGUGCUUCCUCUAUGCUAGCUGGGUUUGUUCAUCUCCGAAAAUGGACAAGUCAAAGCUUGGCUACUGCUGCUACUUCUGCUAUCAUUUCUUGGGCCAUUACAGCUUUUGCUUUUGGUCUUGUUUGCAAGCAGAUAAUAAUGGGAGGUCACAGAGGAAAACGUCUGCAAACUUUGGAAGCCUUGAUCACCAUAGCUAUGGUUAGUCAAUUGCUCUAUAUACUGUUGUUGCACGCUGGGAUCUUUCGCAGCAGAUAUGGCCCUGUUUAUGGUUCCUAUGGACCUCAGCACUAGCUUUUGCUCAACUCAGCCUCCCCUGGUCCAGCUCCGAAAUCGCUCUCUCGAUGAUCAAAUUACAUGAUUCGUGUAUAUAAGUUUAAGUACAUAGGAUUGGGAGCCUUCCACUAUGCGGAUUAGACUUAAGAACUUGUACAUUGUAUACUCAAUAUCUGAGGGACACUUGUGCUUUGUAUGCUUUAUAACUAAAGGAAAAUAUGCUUGCCUUUCGAGUGUUUUUGCUUCAAUGUAGUGGUUUAAAAGACU